This is a messenger RNA of Podarcis lilfordi (Lilford's wall lizard), 7748 nucleotides long. The record is from the annotation of a GenBank genome assembly. Lineage: Eukaryota; Metazoa; Chordata; Lepidosauria; Squamata; Lacertidae.
AUGAAGACUGCUACCAACAUCUAUAUUUUCAACCUUGCCCUGGCGGAUGCCUUGGCAACAAGUACGCUGCCAUUCCAAAGUGUGAAUUACCUCCUGGGAACAUGGCCGUUUGGUACCGCCAUUUGUAAGAUUGUUAUCUCCAUAGAUUACUACAACAUGUUCACAAGUAUUUUCACUCUCUGCACGAUGAGUGUGGAUCGCUACAUAGCAGUUUGCCACCCAGUCAAGGCUCUGGAUUUCCGCACCCCCAGAAAUGCCAAAAUUGUCAACGUCUGUAAUUGGAUUGUUUCUUCAGCCAUCGGCAUCCCAGUUAUGGUGAUGGCAACCACCAAAGAGAGCAAUGGUGAGUAAGGAUUUCACACGCCAUUUCCAGAUGCUCAGUUAUUUCAGCAGUGACAGGAAGGCAGGGAAUGAAGGAGAGAGAAAAACUCAUGCAGAAAUCAAAUUUCUAGGUUAAAUUCCAGUUCCAGUAAAAGUCAGAAAAUUCAGUAGUACAUGUAAUUUACAAUGAAAAAGGGACUUUUCUAUACCUCACACUCACUCAAAUGGGGGACUCAAAAGGCAUCCACCCCCAAAUGGUGAUACUUCCACCCUAGUGAGAACUCUGACAUUUGGUUCACACAUUGAGACACACUGAUUAUGGAAAUGGGAAGUGGAUCUUAAAGGGAGGACAUUUGCAAAUUAAUAUCGAGAAAGAGAGGAAUGAUACCCUUCUAAACAUUAAGGUACUUCCAGAACACCCAGAAGUACGAAAUUUGGUAUACACAUACAUAAAACAUGAGUCACAGUGAUUACUGGGAAUGCAUCAAAAUGGGAUAUUUUAAUACCUAAUGAGAAAUAAUGUUUACCUAAAAACAGAGGCUGACACACUGGCAAAGAACAAGCCAGGCCACAAGUACAAUGCAAAAUAGAGUUGUUGAAGGUUUGUUGGUUCUUCACACACUUCCAUCAAGCUGUGAUUAUGUGGGUAGAAAGAAGAAUUUCUAGAAGCUGCAAAGAACAUUAUGGUUGCAUAAAGGGAGCCUCAUUUAGAAGUAGUGCAUCUACAUUUUAUUUUUAUUUUUUGGCUACAUCUAUCUCUCUUUAUGUAAUCCAUAGAAACUAAGCAGUUUAGGAUACAAUCCUGCACCCACUUUCCUGGGAGUAAUCCGCUUAGAAGACAGUGGGAAUUAUAUCUACAUAAGUACAUAUAAGGUUUUGCUGUUAAUCAAUAAACUAAUCAGCUAAGAAUGGGAUUAUAUCUUGUCUAUUAUAAAGUAAGCCGGACCAUUCCAGUGGGACUUGCUCCCAAGUUAAUGUAUAUAAGUUGUGGUUCAUUUAGUGAUGGAGACCCAGUUUAAGUGGUGGCACUGUGAUUUAAAGGCACACUUUUAUAUUUAGAUUAUUUUAGAAUUAGAUAGAUACUUAUAACAGGGAAUGAAAAAACAAGAUAUUUAACAUGAUAUUUUCUAAUAGCAGUGAAUGACACUUUUUGUUAUUAAAUAGUAAAUUAUCUCCAACUUUCUUUUGCUCCUAACUGGAAGGAAGGAAGGAAGGAAGGAAGGAAGGAAGGAAGGAAGGAGAUAGCUAUGAAUUCCACUAAGCUAUCUAACAGUCAAAACGAUGCUUUUUGCCCAAAACUAUUGCUGGUCAGCUUAAGGAAGCCUAGUUAUGUGAAUCUUACCUAUUUUCUCUUUUUGGAGAAAUGCUUUUAUAUGGAAAAUAGGCUAAUUUAAGCCAACAAGACUCUAUUCAGGGAUAUUUUCCUUGCACAGAAGCACUUUAUCAAGGUCCCUGAUUAUGCAGAGGGUUCUGCUCAUUUUCAAGCAAACAUGAAUAAAACUUCUGCAGACAACUCCCAGUCAACAUGAGAAGUUCAGGAACUGAACAGGCAGACAUACCUAGGGACAUUUGGAGUGGGACUUGUAUGUGUGGCCCUGCCCCUAUUGACCUUUUGAACACUGAAUCUCCCCCCUCCCAAAAAAUUCUAUGUUGUAAACAUCACACUAAAAGUCAGUGAGUUUUCUUACAGGCUCGCACCACAGUAGAAUAUAGUUAUGGCCUUGGAUGGAGGGGGCAAGAGGAAGAACAGGAUUAAAUGUAAAUAAAUAAUUCUCUCAAACCUCAUUUCUUUCUUUUUCUUUUCCUCCUAGGAUCUGUUGAUUGCACACUUAUAUUCUCUCACCCAGCAUGGUAUUGGGAGAACUUGCUGAAAAUCUGUGUUUUCAUCUUUGCCUUCAUCAUGCCUGUCCUAAUUAUCACGGUAUGCUAUGGGCUCAUGAUUUUACGCCUGAAGAGUGUCCGAAUGCUCUCUGGCUCCAAGGAGAAGGACAGGAAUCUUAGAAGGAUCACCAGGAUGGUCCUCGUGGUUGUGGCUGUCUUCAUCGUCUGCUGGACCCCCAUCCAUAUUUACGUUAUCAUUAAAGCCUUGAUCCAUAUCCCAGAAACUACUUUCCAGACCGUCUCCUGGCACUUCUGUAUUGCUUUAGGGUACACAAACAGCUGCCUUAAUCCCGUCCUUUAUGCCUUUCUAGAUGAGAACUUCAAAAGGUGUUUCAGAGAGUUCUGCAUCCCAACAGCUUCAACCAUGGAGCAACAAAACUCCACCCACGUCCGACAAAACACUCGCGAGCAUGCCUCCACCGCCAACACGGUGGAUAGGACUAACCAGCAGGUAUGACUAGCAGUGGAGAUGUCAUCUCUGGAUUCGGGAAUCCCUCCUGGAGAUGACAUGAAUUCUGAAAUUACAGUCUUUACUGAUGUGUAGCUUCUGGAAGAUGUGCCACUCUUUUUGAUUUAUCUUCCCUAGCUGGGGAAACAUGGAAUGAUGAAUCCAGACAUCAUCAGACCCAAUUGGGUUUUGGGAAACUAGAGAGCUCCCAGAUGUACCUUGCAUGGCCAGGCCCUUGUCUGUGUAUCAUUGUGAUAUUUAUUCCAUAGCUGAGAAAGGAGGAGAUGCUUUCAUAGUUUUUGAAGCAACAGAAUGUUUGCUAUUGCUUAACAUUCUAGAACUGUAUAUAUUUUAAGAACUGCCUUGUACCCAGUCAGAAUCAAUAUAACUAAGGUCUAUCAGCCCUUCUAGCACCUGGCCUUACUGCCAGCCCACAGGGCCCUUGAUAGUCCUCCUUCUUUAGACUUCUGACUGGCAAGCAAUAGACUUUCAGUCAAUGCUUUUAGACAUGUCUGCAUCACCAUGAUUCAUACUACAUGAGCAGACCCUGAUGAUCCAUUUUCCUACCAUGGCUUUUGUGAACAAGUAACCCAUAGAAUUGUUUGGUUGUGAUCUCACCUUGAAAUAGCUAUCUAUUUUGCAAUGGGUCAUAUGGAAAUUCACAAUGGGGAGGUGCUUUUGUGAGCAAGCUCAGUUGGGCUGAACUCACAACAAGCCCCCAAUCUUCUGUUGAGUAUUCACAAUUUAUUCAGUAGAGGUAUUCCCGGUGUUCAUUCCAGGGGCAUGUGUGUGUGUGUGUGUGUGUGUUGAGGAAGGGUGUUCUUGGGAAAGAUGCCCUCUGUUGUGCUCCUUGGGCACAAUCCACACAAAUGUUCAGAGGGAAGGAAAAGGCACUUGAAGGAUGUUCUUUCUUCUCUUUGCUCCUGCCACUGCUCAUAAACUUAGAGGGGACAAGUGAAGAGGGAGCAACACCAUGGAGAGGGGGCAGCAGGUCCAGGAUAGAGGACUAGUGUCCAGCAUCUGCCGGUGCCCAACAGUACUUGCCCCAAAAUCCCAGCCCUGUGAACUACCCAAAGUAUAGGUUUGUUUCACCUUCAUUUUGUAAAGAGUAACUGCCAGGGUUGAUGACCACCACAGCUAUCAACCACUCAUGUGAUACACAGAUCCCCCUACUUUCAGAAUUGUUCAAACAGCCCUUUCUCCAAGUCUGGCCCAUAUGUUUUCUUUAUCCUCCAUGGUGACUCUCUUCCUCUUCUUAGUAAUUCCUCCCCUUUGUCCUCCACCACAGACCACAUUUCUGGGGCUCCAUGACAGAUUUUCAUUGUGCAUGCAUGGUGGGCAUUUGCAAUGGUGGUGGAGAAAUCAUUGCAGAAAUAAGGGACAGCUGAUCAGACAGUUAACAAGGUUGCUGUUGGUGAAGAGCAGCAGGAGAAGGGAAUAGAUGCUCCUUUUGCAAGCUGGUUUGGGUCCCCAGAUCUAAAGGUGUCAAGUCUCUCCGACCAAGGCCUGCUCAGAAUUUACCUGAAGUCUAGUUACCAACUCUAAGUAGCAAGCAAAGAUAUCAAGAUCAUUUACAAGUGUUACUUCAUUAUCUUGAGAGGAGCAUUGUGGCUGAUCUGAAAUUCGAUGACUCGGAGGGUGGGAAAAGGCCUCACACUACUAAUAUUGGUAUGGAGAUAUGGUAAACUUACGGAGGCCUCCUAAAUGCCUUAAUGUUUCAACAGGAACUUUGAGUGCCCUUGUCUAACAGAAGUACUCUAAAAUUGGCACAUUAAAGGAAUUUAUGUGCCUGUUUCUAAGAAAAGACCCACUUAGGUGAAAAAUCUAGGAAUAUUUAUGAAGUCCUCCCACUUUGCCUGUGUGGUUUGUUGAACCUUGCCUUGAAAUGGCGACCUGUGGGCACUUGUCUAUAUUGUAAAAUUACAUUCUUAUCUAUAGCAUUCAUAACCACAGAGUUCAGGUGAGUAUGUGUGGUUCUCCCCUCCCCUGCUGCAAUUUAAUCCUCACCACAACAAGUAAGGUAGGUUUGGCUGGAUGGCAUGAUAGGGGACCAGUCCAAGGUGACUCCAUGAGUUUCAUGGCUGAACAAGGAAUUAAACUGAGUCCUCCCACUACUCUAAUUCAGCUCUCCAGCUUUCCAUUUCUCAUUGCAUUCUUCAUUUGAAGUAGUUCUGAGAUUCAGGUUCAAGGCCCGUGUCCUACUGCGGCAGUCCAAAAAUGCCACAUAUGCAUCCUUUCCAGUAUUUAUUUUAGCCGGGAGAUUUUGCCCAAGGUAUUUUAGUAUCUGAGGCAAGUGGUGGGAUGGUAACAACCCCCAAUUCCAUGUACAGAAACUGACUGGUCUGACAGCCAGUUGUGAUUUCAAUACUGGCAAUGGGAUAGUGUCCUUCACUGCACCUGAGCGCAGCAGCCUAGUUUCAGGUGUUUGGGAGAACACUGCAACUAUAAUUCUGAAAUGUGCAGGCUGCACCCCAUCAGAGGAGGUGAUAAUACCUGCAAAUUCUAUCCAAUUCUGGAACAAAAUGAAAAAGAUUUUCUUUUUAUUUUUUAAUGUCAAAUUUCAAAGGUACCCUGCAUGCAAACCCCCUGGAUAUAUCUGCCUACAAUUUGGCAGGUGUGAUUCAAUGGGGGGACAGGGCUGCUAUUCCUGCAAAUUUCAUCUAGUUCUGUGAAAAGAAAAGAAUCACUAUUUUCAGAUUCCCCAUUAUAGUGAAAGUGGGGCCAGGGAAGCUUUAUUGUUAGCAGAUGGAAUUUGGUCCCAAUUAAUGAGUUGAAUUGGAAAGAUACAGAACAGCUCUGAAACAGACCGUACUGCUUCCCAAAGCUACAGAUGCAUGCUAAAUCUUGUGAAUGGCACACACGCUCAUAGGACUGCAGCUCUUCAGAAUGCUCCAAGAUUUAAAAGGAACCCACUGUGUAGGGACAUUCUGGGAUCAUUUCCUUUCAGCUUGCUAUACCUCUUAUUUAUAUGACUCAUUUUCAAAACUGUUCCAUGGCCCUCUAGCAGGUGAAGGAGGAAAUGAGAACUACCUCGUAUUUUUGUUGAAUUUGUUUGUUUUCCCAGCAUUUCAACUUUAAAAAUAAAACCUUAAAAGUGAUGGGGGUGUUUUUACUUAGUAGUAGCAAUGUGAGUCUGCAGUCAGAAACAAAAAAUGCUUAAAUACUACUGAAAUCAACUGGAUUUUAGUGGCCUGAGGAUAGGAUUGUUGUUUAAGACAUUACUGUAAAUAACAUUACAUUCAAAAAUAGGGUCAGGUUUCAAACAAUAGUUUUUCAUCAAUGGCUACAGAAAAGAGAGCAUCUAUUAAUGCAGUCUACAAAGGACCCAUUGAAGCAAAGGAACAAUUGUACUCUGUGUUUGAUAUGUUAUGUAACAUAGUGUGUGUUGUAUUUUUAUAUUCUAUAUAGUCUGGGUUGUGUAGCUCCAAAUCUUCAAUUGGUGUAGGUUAAUGAAACUUUGUUCAACUCGGUGAAGAUAUCAAGAUGAAGCUCUGCCCAGCAUGCCCCAAUCCUCUGGGUAGAAUAUUUCAUUAUUAAGAAUUUCUGAAUUUCUCAACUACAAGUUUGGUAACAUGAACCCACAAGGCAGACACUGGACAGUUGACCAAAAGCUUGUCACAAAGGGAACUGCCAUCUCAGUUUCAAAGUCCAAAUGGAUCUACAAAUGAACUUUUCCCACAAAUCACUCUCAUGUUGGCAUGUUGCUAGAGAAAGCGAAGAUAAUGUUAGAAACAACUUGUGGAGUGUGAAAUGUUGGCAACUGGGGAGAGGGGAGGUUUGCAUGGGUGAGAAGGAGGAAUGGUGGCAGAAUUUGAUUCAGUUCACACUGAAAAACAAAUCCACACUUUCUGAAACAAUAUGAGAACUGAAACUUUAAAAAAACAAAACUCACAAAUUGCUGCAGAAAUGUGGAGAACUGAAUUUAGGAUUGGAAAUUAAGAACAAAAACUGACAGCUCCUUCCAUCCCUAGUGAGAAGUUGUGGGGGAUGCACAGUGUGUGUUGGAGUGGGGUGGGAAUCCCAACAUUUAAAAGGGAUCCACAUUUUGAAUUUAAGAAGCAGAUCCAUUUUGACAACUUCGUAAACAUUGUGGUUCUGUUGGUGGUUAUUAACUUGAAACCUGAAAAGCAAAUAUGUUUCUUUGUGUGCACCUUCAGAUAUUUUCUCCUUUAAUCUUGCAACUGACCAUCUCCUUUCUGGGAUAAUAGGUCACUUCCAACCAGAUGGGCUUUUAGAAAGGUUUUGAGGUAAGAGAGAGAAAUGGCAUCACCCAGCUGAUCUGAGAGACAGUUCCAAGCCUAUGGGGCAGUAGAGUCUUUUGAGGGAAGUGCAACAUGGGAUGCUGCCUUAGAAUGAGUCAGGCCACUUGUGUCCAUCCAACUGAAUAUUGUCCAUGCUGACUGUCACCACUUUCCAAGAUAUCAGAAAAGGCUCUCCCAGCCCUACCUAGAGAUGUUAGGGCUUAAACCUGUGACCUUCUGCAUGCAAAGCUGAUGCCUCACCACUGAGAAGCAGCCCCACCCCAGUCAGGAGAAGUGUCCAUGUCCACUGCUUCUAUUUUCCAUCCUGCAGUUCUGUAUUUUACACUCAUAUACUGUUGUGCAAUUUUUAGCUCAUCCAGUAUCAAAAGGAGUCCAGAGAGGCAGGCUGAUUACCAUUUACACAGGAGUAACUGAGGCUGCAAGAUGAUGGCUUCUCCAUGACUACCAGGGGAGUGAAUGGAAUUUGAAGCUUGGGUCUCCUACCAAGCUAUCUAUUGCCUCGGAUUGGGUUACUUAUUCUAAGAAAAUACAUUAGUGAUGUAUCGGAUACAUUGCAUGUAUUGCAGAGUUGAAGCAUCAAGGUUUACACUGGAACCAGCCUGGGUUCCUCAGACUUCGUUGUUCCAUGUUGUCAUGUGAAAGGGUAUUCCUGCCACCUCAAAAUGACUCCACUCUGAUUUGUCCCCUGAGAAAGGAAUGGCUCGUGCUGAGCAAAUUCGCCCAGCAUCAUUUGCAAGCAGGAGGGUGGAGAAAUUAGCUCAUUUCUUUUCUCUCUCACUGUAUUUCUUUCCUUUCAGUUGGAACUUCUGGAAGCUGAAACUGCACCACUGCCGUGA